AUGCCGCACGUCAAAGGAGUGGUGGCCGCCCUAGCCACUCUCUCCCUAGUGAAUUCCGCUACCACGCAGAAUAACCAGGGAGGCAGGGUCAUCCAAAACGAUACUUACUUCUAUGGCCAAAGCCCUCCGGUUUAUCCUACUCCCGAAAUUUCUGGCAGUGGGGACUGGGAUGAGGCGUUUUUCAAGGCACAAGCGUUGGUCUCACAGAUGUCCUUGGAGGAGAAGGUCCAUCUUACAGGAGGCUCGAAGAAUGAAACCAGCGCGUGCGGUGGUUAUAUCUCCGGUAUAAGCCGCCUGGGGUUCCCGGGCAUGUGUCUCCAAGACGGCCCGGCUGGGCUUAGAGGUACUGAGGGGGUCAAUGGCUAUCCGGCCAACGUCCAUGUUGGUGCAAGCUGGAAUAAGUCCCUCGCCUAUGACCGGGCGUAUGCAAUUGCGGGUGAAUUUAAAAGGAAGGGUGCUACUGUGAUUCUGGGACCAGCAGUGCUCGGCCCACUGGGUAGGAUUGCCCUUGGAGGACGGAAUUGGGAGAGUUAUGGUGUCGACCCAUAUCUCAGCGGCAUUUUGGGAGCACAGUCGGUAAAGGGAACCCAGGAUGGAGGUGUGAUCUCGUGCACUAAGCAUUUAAUUGGAAAUGAGCAAGAAACAGCCCGCAAUCCGCAAACUGACCAAAGAACCAAGCACACAAUCGAGUCAUCCUCAUCCAACAUAGAUGACAAGACCAUGCAUGAAAUGUAUUUGUGGCCCUUUGCGGACGCUGUUCAUGCCGGAACUGCUAGUAUCAUGUGCUCGUAUCAGCGUCUGAACAACAGCUAUGGAUGCCAAAACAGCAAACUCUUGAAUGGUCUUCUCAAGACAGAGCUAGGCUUCCAGGGCUUUGUUGUGACUGAUUGGACAGCCCAUAGAUCAGGAGUGGCAAGUGCCCUAGCUGGCCUUGACAUGACCAUGCCCUAUGGGAGCACAUUCUGGGGAUCACAGCUGGUUGAAGCUGUCCGCAAUGGCACAGUCCCUGAGUCACAGGUUGAAGAUAUGGUGACCAGAAUCCUUGCUGCCUGGUACUACAGCCACCAGGAUGAUCCAAGUGUUCCCCCAGUUGGAGUGGGUCUUCCUUACGAUGUUCUAAGCUCACACGAGCUAGUAGAUGCUCGAGAUCCUGAAGACACAAGUACUCUUAUGGAGGGAGCAAUCCAAGGCCAUGUGCUUGUGAAAAAUGUCGACAAGGCCCUCCCGCUUAUAAAGCCACGCAUGCUUGCUGUCUAUGGAUAUGAUGCUAAGACACCUGAAAAAAACAACCCUAGCAGUGGGAUGGGCGAUUGGUCCCUGGGAUUUGAGUCGAACGACCAUCGAACGGUAAUUUGCGGAUUCGGGCCUGACGGUGGAAAGUGCCCACCUUUCUCUCCAAUUGCCAACGGAACCUUGAUGGGCGGCGGAGGCUCCAGCUCCAUCAGUCCCUUCUAUGUUGACAGUCCAUUGCAAGCGCUGGCAGCACGUGCGCGGAAAGAUGAGACGCAGCUAUUCUGGGACGUUGAAAACUCAGCCAGCAGCGUCCCCGGAUCAACCGACGCGUGUUUGGUUUUCAUCAAUGCCUUCUCCUCUGAGGGAGUUGACCGCCCGAGCCUUCGCGAUGACUACUCAGACGCAUGGGUGCAGAAUGUCGCUUCCCAGUGUCAGAACACCAUCGUUGUGGUGCACAACGCCGGAAUCCGCCUGGUAGACCAGUGGAUCGACCACCCCAAUAUCACUGCUGUCAUUCUCGCCCACCUCCCCGGCCAGAACUCUGGUGAGGCCAUCACCCAAAUCCUCUACGGCGACGUCAGCCCCAACGGGAAACUUCCCUACACCAUUGCCCGGAACGAAUCCGACUACGGCGCAAUCCUCGAACCAGUCAUCACCACGACCAACAGCUGGGACCGAUACUACUUGCAGGAUAACUUCACAGAGGGUGUUUACAUCGACUACCGCGCCUUCGAUGAGGGUGAUAUCAAGCCCCGUUUCGAAUUCGGCUUCGGUCUCACAUACACCACAUUCAAGUACUCUAACCUGAAAAUCGAGAACAGUGUCGAUCUGUCGACCUUGUCCCCCUUCCCCGAUGGCGAUAUCAUCCCCGGUGGCCACGCAGACCUCUGGGACACCAUCGCCACUGUCACUGCUGAUGUGACCAACACCGGCGAUAUGCCAGCUGCAGAAGUUGGCCAGCUUUACGUCACAAUCCCAAGUGACGGCCAGCCCAUGAAGCAGCUGCGUGGAUUUGACAAGAUUAUGGUUCGUCCAGGUGAGACGAAGACCUUUGAAUUUGAGCUUCGGAGGCGGGAUCUCAGUGUUUGGGAUGUCGCUGCGCAGCAGUGGAAAUUGCUUUCUGGUUCUGAGUAUCAAUUAUCUGUUGGAGCGAGCUCUGUCACGGCGCUCUACUAG
This is a messenger RNA of Aspergillus chevalieri, 2409 nucleotides long. Its product is annotated as beta-glucosidase. Gene Ontology annotation, molecular function: beta-glucosidase activity. Gene Ontology annotation, biological process: glucan catabolic process. Bases 1 to 2409 code for a protein of 802 amino acids. The record is from RefSeq and is a predicted model, not a curated record. The transcript has 4 exons. Lineage: Eukaryota; Fungi; Ascomycota; Eurotiomycetes; Eurotiales; Aspergillaceae.